UGCAGAGAUCCCACCUCUAGGAAGUUAUGGACACGAAUCGCUGCCAUUGCGAUUAGACCAAUGAACACAAGGAGGGGUGGAUUUUCCGGCGAAUAUGGGGGUGAAGCUGGAGGUUUUUAGGAUGGCGCUGUACCUGUCCUUUCCUGUUACAAUGUUUUGGAUAUCUAAUCAGGCUGAGUACUUUGAGGAGUAUGUUAUAAAGCGCAAGAGAGAAAUUUGCCCCCCUGAGAAAGAUGAACAGAGAAAAGAAUUGGAGGCUUUCCAGGAGCGGAUGAGAAAGAAGAGAGAAGAAAGGCUGUUAGCUGAAGCAGAGAGACUGAAACAUACAUAAUUCUGCCCCUACACAUUUGGAAUCCAAUCCAGUGUCCCUCUUCCAUUUAAAACCUACCGUUCAUAGCUAUAAUUUGUCCCAUUUCAUGACCUCUAAAUAAAUAUUUUAUAUAAAAAAACAA
This is a messenger RNA of Bombina bombina (fire-bellied toad), 452 nucleotides long. RefSeq names its product protein PET100 homolog, mitochondrial. The coding region runs from base 95 to 331 and encodes 78 amino acids. Lineage: Eukaryota; Metazoa; Chordata; Amphibia; Anura; Bombinatoridae. Gene Ontology annotation, cellular component: mitochondrion; mitochondrial inner membrane. The transcript has 4 exons. Gene Ontology annotation, biological process: mitochondrial respiratory chain complex IV assembly. The record is from RefSeq and is a predicted model, not a curated record.